AUGCGUUUUUGUACCUCCACCAUCGCAUACCUCGCCUCUGCUCUCGCCCUAGCGGUUCUGCCCCAGGUAGUCCAUGCGGGCAUCACAGCCUUCAGUGGCAACACCUGCGACGGCGCCGCCGGACUGAACGUCCCCUGCGACGGCUCGUGCCACCAAUUCAACGGCCGCCACUCUUUCCGCGUCGAUGGAGGGUCGGGUGGUCAUUGUGUGACGAUGUUCGAAGACCCAAACUGCCCAGCCGGGGCGGAGGGCCGCAUGUUCACGUUCACGAACGAGAACGGCGGCUGUCAGAACGUGAACACGGGCACAGGCAUCCAGUCCUUCCUCUGCUCGUCGAACAACAUCUGCUUGGUUUGA
Molecule: messenger RNA, 357 nt
Organism: Trametes versicolor FP-101664 SS1
Lineage: Eukaryota; Fungi; Basidiomycota; Agaricomycetes; Polyporales; Polyporaceae
Exons: 2
Coding region: 1-357 (118 amino acids)
Source: RefSeq, a predicted model, not a curated record